Molecule: messenger RNA, 3450 nt
Organism: Bombyx mori (domestic silkworm)
Lineage: Eukaryota; Metazoa; Arthropoda; Insecta; Lepidoptera; Bombycidae
Exons: 2
Coding region: 314-1486 (390 amino acids)
Molecular function (GO): nucleic acid binding; zinc ion binding
Source: RefSeq, a predicted model, not a curated record
GUUUGUUGUAAAAUAAUUAAAAUAAAAUUGGUCAUGUUAAAGUUAAGGCAAUUUUUGUAUUGCCAAAUAGCAACACUGUUGGUGGUAGCAAUGCCAGUGGUGGGGUUGUGAGAUAAUAAAAAAGGCGGUAGUCUGAGAAACGAGAGGAGAAAUCAGUGUAUUCGGUAGUGAGCAGAUGUCUAAAGAUUGUAAAAGUGGAGUUUCAAAUAAAGCAAUACAGAAUUAAGUAAACUACUGCAAUCUGUGUAUUAUUUCCUGACUGUUGGAAGUGGAGUCUUACAUCUCAGAAGUGCGGUCGCCUCACUUCCAGAACAUGAAUAGAGAAGGCACACAUCAUUUGAUGACACCCUCGCGCAGCCGUAAAGGAAGCCGAGGCGAAGCGGGUCCCAACCGAUCUCGUACUCGCAGCCGUAGCUCUCGCACGUGCAGCCGGGCCCGGGAGCUGGAACUGUACCAAGAACGUAUCCAGCGACUAGAACAGGAACUGCAGCAAGAGCGGGAGAUGGUACGGCGACGCGAGAGAAGUACACGGCGCCCUUCAGCCGAGAGGCCACUUGCGACCUCUCUUCGUGCAGCUACAGAGGUGCGCCGGAGUGACGAUGCGCGGCAUGCAAAAGUCAACCAUGAACGUCGUGCCACACAUAUCAGGUCACGUAGUCCUUCCUUUUCUACUAAUGAUGUUGUCAAAAUAAUACAGUCUAUUAAGCACGGUCCCGAAUCUCAACCGUUACCGCAGAACACACCGAUGAUUAAUAAAAAUAUAGAUCACAAGAAUAUUCUUCCAAAUUUUGACCCUUCUGUUAAAAAUCAGCGAAUAGACGUGUGGCUGAAAAAGGUUAAUGAAUGCGCGUCGGUUUAUGGUUGGGACGAUAGGACUACUAUACACUUUUCACUACAAAAACUUCAAGGAUUUGCCAAGUUGUGGUUCGAGAGUCUAGAUACGAUCUUGUAUACGUGGCAAGAGUGGCAAGAUAAAUUAAUAAACGCGUUUCCUCACGAACUAAAUUAUGGCCAGUGCUUAGAAGACAUGUUGAGACGAAAAAGCAAGCUUAAUGAACCUAUAGAGCAAUACUAUUAUGAAAAACUGUCUCUGUUAAACCUAUGUGGUAUUUCUGGUAAGCGCGCUGUCGACUGCAUAAUUCACGGAAUUAGUGACAGGACUAUGAAGUCUAGUGCCUUAGCUUUGCGCUGUUCUCUUCCAGAAAAUCUUUUACAGUUUUUAAUGAGUUGGGACACAGAUCAAUUGAUUAAUGAUCAAUCGCAUUUGAGAAAUAAAAAUGCCUCUGACACUGAAUCAAAUUCUAAAAAGAAUUCCGGUCAAGGUAUUUAUUGUUUUAACUGCAAACAGCAGGGGCAUCCGUAUUUACAGUGCCCAAAGCCGCUAGAUAAAUGUAACAAAUGUGGUAAGAUAGGACAUAAAACGGAAACCUGUUUUAAUCAGGAAGAGGGUUCCUCAAUCGGUUUGGUGGUCUCUAAAAAUAACUAGCUCUAGUGCAAAAUUAACCGAAAACUUAUCUUAACGACAUUUUCUUCGAGUCGUAUCACACAUAAAAUAGAGAACAUUCAAGACAAUAUUCCCCAUGAAAGGCUCUGGUUAUAAGUUAAUAUAGUCCUCGGAGAGUAUACCUUUUCAUCUCGAAAUUUGAUGACGUACGUGCUAGUGUUCUGUAGGCUAGGUGACAAUCUGAUGUAAUUCUUCGUUAAUCAAUCAAACAUUACAGAACAAUCGCAUAUCAUUAUUAUGAAAAAUUCAACUACUUAACGGUUUUUAAGCAUGAAUUCUGAACUGUCCCACUCAGAUUUAUAUAAGGAAUAUGAUAAAUCCCUUGAGAGAAAAUAUGUAGCAAGUCUUGAGCAGCUGACAUAGUUAAGAUCUUAAGUAGAUUAUCUAACGAAUAUUUUGAGUUAUCUAAUUAUAAAUCAGGUUCGUUCAGUCAGUCAGUCCGUCUCCCUGGGUUUGAGGGAAUGGGAAUGAAGCAUAAAAUGCUAUAUUCGAUUUAAUAAAGCCCUGGAUACAUGUCGCGUCACUUAAACUUGGUGGAUCAGUGGGAAGUAAAUCUUUACUACUGACCGUGAAUAAUUCUAAGUGUUUAAUAAUUUUUGUCAAUUACAUUAUUUAAUGUCAAUUAUGUAAUAUUAUUGUCAAUUAAUUUGUCAAUUUAAUAACAAUAAAUGGAUGAUUAAAUGAUACACAUAUAUAACUGAAUUGAUGAAGCACUUACGCUACCGAAUUAUUCUUUCUUUGUUUACAGGUCAGGAGCGAGAAUUGAUCGGUUCGCACCUCGACCAGAAAGUCCUUGAGAAUUGAUUGGUUCAAGGCAAGACAGAAAAUACUAUAGCUGAGAAUUGAUUGGUUCAAGGCGAGACAGGAAAUACUACAGCUGAGAAUUGAUUGGUUCAGCUUGUGUAUUUCAUAAAGUCCUUGAGAAUUGAUUGGUUCAAGGCACACAUUAACUGAGAAUUGACUUGUCAUGGCAGUUUCAUAACUGAGAAUUGACUUGGCAUGGCAGUUUCAUAAUUGAGAAUUGACUUGUCAUGGCAUUUUCAUAACUGAGAAUUGACUUGUCAUGGCAGUUUCAUAACUGAGAAUUGACUUGGCAUGGCAGUUUCAUAAUUGAGAAUUGACUUGUCAUGGCAUUUUCAUAACUGAGAAUUGACUUGUCAUGGCAGUUUCAUAACUGAGAAUUGACUUGGCAUGGCAGUUUCAUAAUUGAGAAUUGACUUGUCAUGGCAUUUUCAUAACUGAGAAUUGACUUGUCAUGGCAGUUUCAUAACUGAGAAUUGACUUGGCAUGGCAGUUUCAUAAUUGAGAAUUGACUUGUCAUGGCAUUUUCAUAACUGAGAAUUGACUUGUCAUGGCAUUUUCAUAACUGAGAAUUGACUUGUCAUGGCAGUUUCAUAAUUGAGAAUUGACUUGUCAUGGCAGUUUCAUAAUUGAGAAUUGACUUGUCAUGGCAGUAACACAACUAAAAAUUGGCUUGUUAUGGCAGUUUACAACUGAGAAUUUACUGUCUGUUUCGAAGAAAUUUUGAUAUGUAUAACUUUUAAGGAGUAUUUUGUUUCACUUAAAUGAAAAAAUGUUAAGUGCCUCUUUUUUUUUGUAAUUUACUGUUAACGCUGUUACGCUGACGACUAAUAUUGGCCUAAUGUAAGGUUACCACCUGGGUCAUGUAUGGGGACAUACAUGGUGUCAGGACGGUCGAAUGUAAGGUUUGUUGUAAAAUAAUUAAAAUAAAAUUGGUCAUGUUAAAGUUAAGGCAAUUUUUGUAUUGCCAAAUAGCAACACUGUUGGUGGUAGCAAUGCCAGUGGUGGGGUUGUGAGAUAAUAAAAAAGGCGGUAGUCUGAGAAACGAGAGGAGAAAUCAGUGUAUUCGGUAGUGAGCAGAUGUCUAAAGAUUGUAAAAGUGGAGUUUCAAAUAAAGCAAUACAGAAUUAAGUAAACUACUGCAA